GCUUCGUUUUCGUAAACAACUGUAAGUUUAUUGUGACGUUGUUUUAUAUCUGAAAUAAUAAUGAGAUAACCUCCGUAUCUAUAUAGGUAAAUUGUGAAUGAUACAUAUAUUAAAACAAUGGGUAACAAAGAUGAUGACACAAAAACGUUUAACACCAGUGAAAAAGCCCGUGAUGAAACAUUAGAUGAUGUUCUAGAGAAAAUCGGCGGAUUUGGUCUCUACCAGAAAUGGAUUUUCGUUUUGACGUGUUAUCCUUACUUACUUGCUGGAUUCUUCGAGCUUAAUCCAGUGUUUAUACUUGGAGUUCCAGAACAUAGAUGUGCUAUACCGGGAUACGACAAUGAUACAUACAAAGUUCAGGGAGAUGAACAUCAAAGCUUGAUAGAUUUAUUCAUACCUCCUUCAACAGACGCGGACACGGUGUAUGAUAAAUGUGAGAUGUUUCAUUACAAAAAUGAAAGUGCAGCAGAGGCAUGGAUGAAUGAAACCAAUGGCAGAACGAAAAUCCCCUGCAACAGCUGGGUGUAUGACAAAACAGUCUUUACAAGCACAUUUGUAUCCCAGGUAGAUCUUGUAUGUGACAAACAGAUACUGACUGCCAAUGCUGAAAUGAUUUUCUAUGGAGGAAUGUUAUUUGGUUCCAUUCUGAGUGGUUUACUAGCUGAUAGGUAUGGACGCAAACCCGUGAUGUGCAUAUCAGGAAUUGUGAUGAUGGGAUCUUCUAUAGGUCUGGCAUGGGUGAAUGACUUUUGGUUGUUCUGUGUACUUCAGUUCAUCAUAGGGACGUCAAUUCUAGCACUGUUCAUGCCUGGAUACGUUCUUUCGUUAGAGGUUACUAGUCCGACGAAGAGAUUUUGGCCUGGAAUUGUUUCAAACUAUCCUUACUCUAUUGGCCUCAUUAUUCUAACUGGUAUUGCUUAUGGAUGUCGAGAUUGGUUUUAUAUUCAGCUGUAUACCUCGCUUCCAGGCAUCAUUCUAAUAACCUACUGGUGGCUGAUACCAGAAUCACCUAGAUGGUUAUUAUCAAAAGGACGAGUAAAAGAAGCUGAGGAUGUUAUAAGAUCAGUAGCUAAAUGGAAUAAAACCGAGAUGCCAGCUGGAAAUGUAUUCGAAAAACUAUCUGUGAAGAACGAAGUAACGAAUGUCAGCUUCAUCCAUUUGUUUUCACGUGUCACAAUGUGUAAAAUAAGUCUGCUUGUGUUUUUUAACUGGUUUGCUGUUUCUGUGGCAUAUUUUGGACUUGCGUUAAAUUCAUAUAACUUAGGUUCGGAUUUGUAUUUGAACUUUGGUUUGUCUGGAAGUGUAGAGUUCCCAGCAUAUAUCAUAUGCACCUAUGUGGCAGAACGGUUUGGACGAAGGGUUCCUUUUAGUUUAUUCAUGGUAAUUGGUGGCGCUGCGUGCAUUUCAACAGUGUUCACAAUUAGUUAUGGCUCAGAAGUUAUAACGUUGGUGUUGGCUCUCGUCGGUAGAUUCUGUAAUACAGUAGCUUUCUCCAUAGUCUACAUACACAGUGCCGAGUUGUUUCCAACAGUAGUAAGAAAUGCAGGAAUAGGCGGUGGAUCUGUAUUUGCAAGAAUUGGUUCUAUGACAGCACCUUACAUCGUUACAUUGGGUGGAACAAUUGGUGCUGCCUUUCCUUUGAUAGUUUUUGGAGCUGUGUCUUUGAUUUCUGGAUUUACGUCGUUAUGGUUGCCGGAAACACUCGAUAAGGAGCUACCCGAAACGAUUGAAGAUAUCGAAAAAUUAAGACGAACAAAAGGAACUCGUGUUGAUGACAUUGUUAUUUCUUCAAUAGAAACUGAUUAUGUAGAAAGUACACAAUUUUAACCAUACUCAGCCUCCUAUCGUUCAGAAUUCAGCGUGCAUAGCAAUUAAAAAAACAUCAGACUGACAGAACACAGUGCAUUCAUAUUUGACAAAAAUAUUGUCUUUGUGUUAAGGGAUUCAAAUUGUUCAUGUAACAAUUGUAUUAUAAAACAUAUUUCAUUAUAAGAGUUAUAUGUAUAACGUACACAAAUUCGACCCAACAGAAGGAAAAGCUGUAAAGUCUACAAGUAUGAUCCGAUAUUGAUAUUCGGAAUGCCGAUUCUGAAAUAAUGCAACAUUGAAUAAUAGUUUAAAUUCGCCGAGGAAUAUAAUAAAAGGGUCGUUGUUAGAGUAACAUUGUUUUGUUCGUGUUGUUGUUACUUUAACUAUCUCGUGAGAUAUUGACAAAGUCAAAUACAAGUUUCAGACAAGAAACUC
Messenger RNA from Ruditapes philippinarum (Manila clam), 2244 nucleotides. Its product is annotated as organic cation transporter protein-like. The coding region runs from base 118 to 1827 and encodes 569 amino acids. The record is from RefSeq and is a predicted model, not a curated record. Lineage: Eukaryota; Metazoa; Mollusca; Bivalvia; Venerida; Veneridae. Gene Ontology annotation, molecular function: transmembrane transporter activity. The transcript is spliced from 11 exons. Gene Ontology annotation, biological process: transmembrane transport. Gene Ontology annotation, cellular component: membrane.